Molecule: messenger RNA, 2199 nt
Organism: Chilo suppressalis (striped riceborer)
Lineage: Eukaryota; Metazoa; Arthropoda; Insecta; Lepidoptera; Crambidae
Source: the annotation of a GenBank genome assembly
GUAAACUUUAUCGAAUAGUGGUUUUUUUUGUUGAUAAAAUGUAUAAAAAUAUAGUUACUCGUUGGCUACCUCUGAGGUUAAUCAGUAGGGAGAAUUACUCCCAAUUUUUUGAAUUAAAAACUAAAUCAUCGGUUGAACGCCAAAUCAAGAGAAAUUUUUCCUACUCCAUUGUAUGUUGUAAGAAAAGGAGAAGUGCGGAAGAAAAGGUAUUGGAAAGUACAGGCAAACGUCCAGCAAUCAGAUACCCACCUAAGGCUGGCUCUGAGGUGGUUGGAAUAUGGAGGAAUAUGACUGUCAAAGAUAUAGCUAGUGUAGUAAAUAAAGAUGUAGGGCAUAUUCUUCAAGCACUAGAAUUUGCAGAUAAGUCUUCAGAAAUUAAUUAUAAUAAAGACACUGUGAUACAUAAUCCGCAAAUCAUAAGAGAUGUUCUUAAAAUAUGUGGACACAGGUACAAGAUUGUUCCAAACCCUGAUAAAGAGGUAGAAGUAGACGAGAACAAAGAUGCUGUUCCAUCACCGCCAUCACCUCCGGAAGCUCUAAAGCCACGACCUCCUGUAGUAUGUGUCAUGGGUCAUGUUGACCAUGGUAAAACUACCCUGUUAGAUGCACUCAGAGAUACUUCAGUGGUAGAUCAAGAGUUUGGUGGCAUCACGCAACAUAUAGGAGCUUUUGAAGUUAAAUUACCGUCUGGUGACAAAGUGACUUUCCUGGAUACGCCUGGUCACGCUGCAUUCACAUCGAUGCGAUCGCGAGGGGCACGUGCCACCGAUGUAGUGGUAUUAGUUGUGGCAGCCGAUGACGGGGUUAUGGAACAGACUGUGGAGUCCAUUCGAAUGGCGAAGGAGGCUAAUGUUCCAAUAUUGGUGGCGAUCAACAAAAUCGACAAGCCAGGUGUGAACAUUGAAAGAACAAUGCGAUCUCUGGCUCAACACGGCGUCAUAUGCGAGGCUUUAGGAGGUGAUGUGCAGGCUAUACCAGUUUCAGCACUUAAGAAGAAAAACUUGGAAACUUUAGUUGAAGCGCUCACAUUACAAGCUCAGCUCAUGGAAUUGAAAGCUGAUCCGGGUGGCUACGUAGAGGGUGUGGUGAUUGAGGCCUUAUUAGAUCCUCGGAGCGGGAAGCAAGCUACCGUUUUAGUGCAAAGAGGGACACUACGUCGCGGGUGCGUUAUUGUAGCUGGGACCGGCUGGGCAAAGGUGCGUGUACUAACAACAGCAGAAGGACAGUCGGUACAAGAGGCUCCCCCCUCUACACCGGUUUCUGUUCUGGGAUGGCGUGAACUUCCCGCCGCUGGGGAUCAAGUUCUGGAAGUCAACUCUGAGAAAAGAGCAAACGAGGUAAUGAAAUGGCGGCAUAAUCAAAGAAUGAAGGAACGGCAAGCGGCUGACCUGCAGAUCAUAGAGGCAAAGGAAGCCGCGCAUAAGGCCGAAUAUCAUGCGGCGCGUGCAAAGAAACGUGCGAUGGGCCGGUACAAACUGCGCCCCGAAGGACCGAGGCAGAAGAUGAUACAAGAGGACACGCAUCCAACGCUCAGCGUUAUAGUCAAAGGUGAUGUGGAUGGGUCUGUGGAAGCUAUAUUGGAUAUAUUGGAGACGUACGAUGACCAUGAUAGAGUACGCCUCGAUUUAGUUCACUUUGGAGUAGGCCCCGUCACUCCUAACGACAUAGAGAUUGCAGAAGCAUUCAAAGCUGUGAUAUACGCGUUCAACGUGGACAGCCCCCCGCAGGUUAAUGUGGAGGCGAAGAGGAAAAAUAUACCCAUAAAGAAGUACAAUAUCAUUUACAAACUAGUGGACGAUGUAAAAGACGAAAUCAGUGUAAGAAUACCAAAGAGACAAGAAGAGGAAAUUAUAGGUGAAGCGAACGUGCUACAACAGUUCAUGGUGACGGAGGGCAAACGCAAGGUGCCCGUUGCAGGCAGCCGCUGCAUGAAGGGGUCGCUCGCCCGCAACGCCCUCUACAGAAUUAUACGCAACCAAGAUCUUAUUUACGACGGUAAACUGGCAUCCAUGAAGCACCUGAAAGAAGAAGUGACCACCAUCAAACGCGACAUGGAGUGCGGGCUACGGUUCGAAGACACCACCUUGGAGCUACAACCGGGCGAUACGAUCGUAUGCUACAAACUAGUAGACGCUUCCGACAGAACUAAUUGGGAUCCCGGCUUUUAGAGCAAUUCUGCUAAUUAGUAAACGAUUUGAU